Messenger RNA from Rhodamnia argentea, 911 nucleotides. Its product is annotated as NDR1/HIN1-like protein 1. The transcript has a single exon. Lineage: Eukaryota; Viridiplantae; Streptophyta; Magnoliopsida; Myrtales; Myrtaceae. Gene Ontology annotation, biological process: defense response to other organism. The record is from RefSeq and is a predicted model, not a curated record. The coding region runs from base 52 to 708 and encodes 218 amino acids.
AGUGCCCCCUACUCACACCAUCACCACCAUUAUUGCAUUAACCGAGUCUUUAUGUGCUCAAAAUGCAAAUGCCACCAACCCUGGUGGCGCCGCCUGCUCUGCCGCCGCCGACUCCUCAUCAUCACCUCCACCAUCCUCAUUGUUGUCCUCACGACCGCCACCGCCACCGUUACUGCAUGGGCGGUACUCCGUCCACGCAAACCCAGCAUCACCCUCCAAGACAUCACCAUUUCCGCAUUCAACGUCUCCAUCGCCAGUGACAACCAAACCUACCUCCUGAGCUCCACCUUCCAGGUCACCGUCUCCUCUCGCAACCCAUUUGGCAACCGCCACUCCAUCCUCUACGACGGCCUUCGCAUCCACAUGUCUUACCAUGACCAGCAGAUCACGCCCGCGACGCGCCUGCCUCCUACCUAUGAGGGUCGUGGAGGGGUCGACGUGUGGUCACCUUUCGUGUGCGGGGUAUCCGUGCCCAUCGCUCCAUACAACGCCCUCGCAUUGAAGCAGGACCAGAGCGACGGAUUUGUCAUCAUGAAGGUGAAGCUGCAAGGACACGUGAGGUGGAGGCCAGGGUUCUUCACGUUCGGAGGCUUCAUUUCAGUGGAUUGCCCUGCGUAUAUCCCCACAGGGAGUGAAAACAGAGGAGUUCCACUUGGUUUUAAUGCUGUUAAGUAUCGGCUGAUGCAGAGCUGUAGUGUUAGCCUGUGAAGGAGAAGGACAAGCACGAGCUUUAUGCCCAUCCAUACCUGGUUUUAACCUCGAUACAUGUAGCGCUGCAUAUCUUCAUCUUUAUUGCUAAUGUACUUGCGCAUAAUAAACCAUUUAUCUCUCGAAUUCAUCUAUCUCAUACUACUGACAAGACAAGACGACCAUUGAGAUUAGUCACUAACUACACAGGCUCUUAUUUCAUU